Pisolithus orientalis is the source of this 2585-nucleotide messenger RNA. RefSeq lists its product as uncharacterized. The transcript is spliced from 5 exons. NCBI's taxonomy places the organism in Eukaryota, Fungi, Basidiomycota, Agaricomycetes, Boletales, Pisolithaceae. The coding region runs from base 249 to 2369 and encodes 706 amino acids. The record is from RefSeq and is a predicted model, not a curated record.
GGCUUUCCUUGGUCCUAAAAUUACCCGGAUCUAUGCAGGCACGAGGUAUUAAUGAAGAGCGCUAGACGAUCGAGACAACCUUCCCCCCACAAAUAAGGUCGCCCCCCAGAUUACAUAAUCCACAUACCCGCGCCGGCUAAGUGAUGUCAGGGCUAAGCCUGGCUAAGCACCGACCGUAAGAUUAUAAAAGAGGCUCCGACUUCCUUGCACAUUCCCCCAUUCCGUGGCAUCCGUUUCCUUUUUACACCAUGUCUGCCAUCUCGCGGUGCCCUUCAGAAUUACUGUGCAUAAUAUGCUCCCAUAUCUAUGCCGCAGGUAUACCUGCUUCUCCGAGCUCGUUAGAUCCUGUAGCGUUAGGUGACUAUGGCAUACCCACCGCUCUACCUUCAUCGAUGGCCCCCAGUCACUGGCCGGAGCCCCUAGUGCGCAAGGCCCUCGCUAAUUUAUGUCUCGUCAAUCACGCCUGGUACGAUGCUGCCAAACCAUGGUUAUGGCGGAGGAUAGAGGUUCGGCUGCCUCGCAGCUGGCUCGCCCUAGUGGACGAAAUAACCGGAGGAGAAGACGAAUUAAAUGCCGAACGGACUGCUAUUGCUGUUGAACAGUCGAUCCAGGCCUUCGCCGAAGCAGCCGUAGCAACGACUGCAAUGGCAGGAACCUCCUCAGACGAAGAGGCCCUCAAGAAAUGGAAGGAGUGUAUCCUCCAGACUCUUGCAGGUCCGGAUGGAUCAGUUCCUCCGGACAUCCUUACUCCCCCAGCUUCCCGUGAUCCGAGUCCGAGGCGCCUGAGGGCGAAAAGCAAGAGUCCAGCUCGCUGGAAACUGAUGCGGUCCAUAAGCGAUGCCGUGCAAGACAUAGCUGACCGUAAUGAGUUCGGCCUAUACGUUCCGAGGGUGCAUGACCCUCGACCCGGGAGGUUUGUACAGCAUAUUGACUUUAAUCAUUUUCGGACCAUCGGCAUGCGCCGUUCCGUAGAGGAAGGAGUGAACAGCCGUUUUGUCACUGGUCAGCGUGUGGAGGCAAUUCUCAAGGAAAUGCCCAACCUUACUGCAUUUGGCGCGACCGAGUAUAUGGACGGUGCAUUGACUUUGCCUGUUCUGAACGAACUUUUCUUCCGUGGCUCCUCUUCUCGUGUUCCAGGUCGCCCCUCUCGUGGGCGUGGACUAAUUGCAGUGGACCCUAACAAUACCGACGAGGAGGACCAUGAAAGAAGGCGUGACUGCAGCGAACUUGAAGCUGUAGAUUUCACGGGCUGCGUCAGUGUUGUGUUCGUGAGCGCUCUCACAGAGUUUGUCGACACCCAUUUGUCACUGGUGCCCAAUAACACAAGCGACGAGGAUCGCAGGGAUGAAAGGCGCUCCCGCCGCGCGGUACGUUUUGAAGAGGAUGGUCCGUUGACGUUCCCCGUCCUGCGACGCCUGAGUCUUCGGGGUGUCAAGUCAAUCCAGCCACCCGUCCUCAACUCGUUCGUGCUCGCUUUCCCCUCGCUCACUCACUUGGAUCUUUCUGCCACGCGAGUAACGCCUGACUUGCUUACUGCACUUGGAAACACGUCCGUCAGGCUUCGUUCCUUGUCACUUGCUCGAUGCAUCCGCCUCACCGGAGAGAGCAUCAAGACGUUCUUGAUACAAGCACCUGCCGCAGCCCAAAUUCAAGAAUUGACGCUUUACGGAGACCAGACAUUCCCCUCUCCCCUUUCCACCAGCGAUCUCGAGGAACUAUUCACACUUGCGCCUUGCUUUACCAGCGGUGAACUCAUCUAUUUGGAUCUAUCUAGCUCUCCGGUGACCGGCGAGUCGUUGAGCAAAUGGGGACCACAGCCUAAGCUCAGAUCUUUCGGGCUUUCUUAUAUUCCCGACCUACAAUUGGAGGACAUCGCUAAAUUUAUCACAAGCAAAGCCCAAAACGUAGAAAUUUUAACGUUGGUAUCCACAUCACCAGACCUGGAGUGGAGUAGGACUGGCGGGGGCAUCGAGAUACCCAGGGGUACUGCACGACAGACUUCACUUGCGUUACACUCGAAAAUCAUUUCGCCGCUGUGUACGCCUCCGCUUAUUUCGAUUCUUACGCCAGUCACGACGCAACCGCCUACCCGCGUACGGGUGAUAGAACUGUCUAUGCCAGCACUGGUCGGCCUAGGUGCCGGUGCCGGCACUUGGCGUAGUAUUCGCAGCAAGGGUGGCGAACUCAUACGCGGCCUGCCCCGCGAUCACCCUUUCCGUAUGGAAAUGAAUCGCUUGGCGGACGCCAAUGGCAAUGUCAGUAGUGGAGUAGGCUGGCAUGCUCGUAAGAUGGAGGUGCUACAUGGAUGUGGAAUGUCAGGACGUGAAGAUGGUCUUUAUGGUGCUGUCUCCUUUGCGUACCAAGGGUGAAACAAUGGGUUUUUCUUCUUCUUUCAUUCCUGAAUAUAUUUACUGUUAUGAUUGCUGGAGCUUAGUCCUAGUGACAGCCCCUCCUGCACAUAUACGCUAUCCACUGUGUUUUUAGUUGCCUUGCUAUUAGGAUAUAUGUAAUUAUCCGUGUAGAAUUGUGCUAGUCGUAGACCUUGACCAGCAGAUAAAUUAUAAAGAGUUGAGGUUUAUGGAUUU